Molecule: messenger RNA, 4793 nt
Organism: Monopterus albus (swamp eel)
Lineage: Eukaryota; Metazoa; Chordata; Actinopteri; Synbranchiformes; Synbranchidae
Gene: usp11
Product: ubiquitin specific peptidase 11
Exons: 21
Coding region: 170-3232 (1020 amino acids)
Biological process (GO): protein deubiquitination
Cellular component (GO): nucleus
Molecular function (GO): cysteine-type deubiquitinase activity
Source: RefSeq, a predicted model, not a curated record
GACUCCGGAAGUUGUCAUGAUCCGGGUCUGAACCAUUUCCUAUUUCCGCAAACACACCUCCGUGUAGUUUCCCCGUUUAUCAAUGCGGCGGGCGACUUAUGUCUUUCGUUUCCUGGCUCCGUUUAAUAUCUUUAACAAUUCUGACAUUUAUGAGUGACUGAUUAGCAUCAUGACGGCCAACAGCCGCUGUUCCGUCGCGGAGCCUCCGGGCCUGGAGACGCAGCGGCGGGAGAUCGAGUCUCUGCUACGGGAGUGUGAGCUCCGUGCUGGGGACAGUUGGUAUGUGGUGGAGCAUCACUGGUUUGAACAAUGGAAGGAGUUUGUGGCGACUGGAGACCAGAACUCAUCCUCUUUUCCCGGCCAGAUCAACAACAGCGAGCUGUUUGAGGAUGUGGACUUGUACCACCUGAAGGACUGUCUGGUGGAGAAUGAGGACUUCGUGCUGGUUCCGGCUGAGGCCUGGCACAAGCUGCUGGACUGGUACGGCCUGGUGGACGGACAACCGCCGCUGGAACGGCAGGGAAUAGCCCCCAAUACGCCGCUGGAACGCAAGGUGGUGGACCUGCCCAGCACUCUGAAGGUGGAGGUUUACCCUGUUGAGAUCUCUAUGUGUCUCCACAGCAACAUGGAGAACGUCAAACCCGCACAGUUCAGCCGCACCGACAGCAUACAGUCGAUCCAGACGGCGAUGUGUCAUGCCUUCUCGGUGCCUCCAGACUCAGAGUGUCGACUGUGGAUGAAGAGUUCAGACAGCAGCUGCGAGCGUCUCAGGAACGUCCACAUGAGCGUGUUGGACGCCUGCUUGAGCUCAGGGAUGACGGUGAUCAUGGAGAUGAGGAAUGCUGACGGCACCUGGCCGAGCUCCAGACCUCAGAUUACGAGGAACUCUGUGGAGGAGCAGGACUCGUAUCGAGGACAGCCGGGAGUCUGCGGCCUCACCAACCUGGGCAACACCUGCUUCAUGAACUCUGCUCUGCAGUGUCUGAGUAACACGCCCCCCCUGACGGAGUACUUCCUACAGAGCUCCUACCUAGAGGAGCUGAACUUCACCAACCCUCUGGGGAUGAAGGGGGAGAUCGCCGAGGCCUACGCCGACGUCAUCAAACAGAUGUGGUCUGGGAGGCAUUACUCCGUGGUGCCGCGUGUCUUCAAGACGAAGGUGGGUCACUUUGCAUCGCAGUUUCUGGGCUACCAGCAGCAUGACAGUCAGGAGCUGCUCUCCUUCCUGCUGGACGGGCUGCACGAGGAUCUCAACAGAGUCAAAAACAAGGAGUACAUUGAACUACGGGACGCUGACGGACGACCAGACCAGGAAGUGGCGGAGGAGGCGUGGCGUAAUCAUCGCCGGCGGAAUGACUCUGUGAUCAUCGACACAUUUCACGGACUCUUCAAGUCCACGCUCGUCUGUCCUGAGUGCCACAAGGUCUCGGUGACCUUUGACCCCUUCUGCUACCUGAGCGUCCCACUUCCUGUUAGCAAAGAACGCAUCAUGGAAGUCUUCUUCGUCUCUCUGGAUCCCUGUGCCAAACCUGUCCAGCAUCGUGUUGUUGUUCCCAAGGCAGGAAAAGUGUCCGACCUCUGCUCUGCCCUGUCAGAGAUGACCGACGUACCUCCUACCCAGAUGGUGGUAGCCGACGUGUUCAACCACCGUUUCUAUAAGGUCUACAGCGCUGAUGAAUCUCUGAGCUGCAUACUGGACCGGGACGACAUCUUUGUGUACGAGCUGAGCGCACCCGAGGAGCAGCAGGAGGAGCAUGUCCUGCUGGCACUCUACCUGCGGGAGCGCUCUCACUACAGGGACUACGGCUCGGGCAGCAGCUCGUACAGCACGACGCUUUUUGGACACCCGCUCCUGCUUGGUGUGCCGCGCAGCAGCUGCAGUCAGGAGGCGCUCUACACCCUGUUCCUGCAGAGACUGGCACGCUACGUGCGACUUCCUGACCCCUCUGAGGAGCUGGAGGAAGAGGAGGAGGAGGAGGAGGAAGAUGAUGAGGAAGAGGAGCUACACAAAACUCAGAUCAAUGGCAUCAGUGAUGGUGAGGAGCAGGAGGAUGAGGACAAAGCUGACCCCUCUCAGACAGAACCCUGCUGUUGGGAUGCCACAGCAAACAGCCUAUCAGAUGGCACCGCUCCCUCAGAGCCCCACCCCAAUCACAACCACGCACAGACAUCACUGGAGCCAGACAACUCUUUUACCAGUAACGGGUCGCAGAACGAGGCCAAGCCCCUGUGCAGCGGCAACGCUGCCAACACCAGCAGCACUGAUAACAUGGAUCCCUGUGGGGACUCGAGCAGGACCACCGAGACAGAUGCCAGCACAGACCCCCCAGCAGAACAGCUGCAGCAGCCCCGCAAGACCACAGAAGAAGAAAAAGAAGAAGACAAGCAGGAGGAGGCAUGCUCUCCCAGCCCGCCAGCCAAUGAGCAGCCAGCCAAGAGGAGGGUGUGUCGCAAGAGGAGGAAGAGUCUGUUCACUAUUCAGGCGGUCAACUCCAACGGGAUGACUGAGAGAGUGAUGGGAGAGGGAGGGAGCGCCGUGUCCUUCAGCUCUCAGCAGUACGUGGCCAUUGACUGGGACCCUGAGAUGAAGAAGAGAUUCUACAACGAAAAUGAGGCCGAGAAGUAUGUGAAAGAUGCUAGUAUGGAGGUUCCUCAGCAGCAGACCACGGUCCAGCUGCAGGAGUGUAUCGAGCUGUUCACCACUGUGGAAACACUGGAGGAGGAGAACCCAUGGUACUGUCCGGUGUGUAAGAAGCACCAGCUGGCCACUAAGAAGCUGGACCUCUGGUCUCUGCCCGAGGUUCUCAUCAUCCACCUCAAGAGGUUCUCGUACAUCAAGUUCACCAGAGAGAAACUCGACAGCAUCGUGGAGUUUCCCCUCAGAGACCUGGACUUCUCUGGCUUCCUCCUGAGGAAACACCUGUCUGACGGGGAGCCUCCGAGCUGCUAUGACCUCAUCGCUGUCUCUAAUCAUUACGGAGGACUCCGAGACGGACACUACACCAGCUACGCGAGGAACAAGGAUAACGGCCAAUGGUAUUACUUUGACGACAGCAAGGUGACCUACGCCCAAGAGGACCAGAUUGUGACCAACGCUGCCUACGUCCUGUUCUACCACCGACAGGACCAGAUCAGAAAACCCACACUGCCUGCCCCCAGUGACAUCACUUCCUGCACAGAUGACGAUGCCGAGCUGGGCGCCUCAUCCUAUGUCACCAUGGAAACAGACUAAAUGCCACCCCUAGCCUAAGUUUGGUUUACUUUAGGGUCAUCUGGUAACAGCAGGCCUGUCUGCCUCCUCUUUUAUUAGGCUGUUGCUUCUUCCCAGCGACAUUUGUACUUUUUGGUUUAUUUUCCCUGAGUCACUGAAACCAACCACGCACAUCUGUAAGCUGCACCUCACAUCUCAAAACCUCUGCUGGUAAAAUCCAUUUUCUCUGAUUGGCAUAGACAAAACAACUGUGCUCAGUGUUCAUCUGCUUUAGUCCACGCUGACAAAUGAACCUGCUCUUUACUGGGGGAUGAAAGUGUAUUAAGUCGAUUAUGAAGCCUGGAGCGUGUCACUGAAUAUUUACUGACCAAGUUCACAGAAGCCGGUAUCAUUUCUUCCCCAUUCGUAAUUUAAUGCUGUGCCUGAAUGGUCAACUAAUAACUGAAUUUUAAAAUAUAACCACAUUCAUUUGAAAAGGCUUUUCCAUCAGUGAAACAGAUUCAGCUUCAGUCAAAACCCAACAGGAUAUUUACCAACUGUAGUUUAGUGAUUAUCCACUGAGACGCAGUCUGUGCCAACUCAUCUGUUUUAGUUUGAAUUUCACUGUUGCUUUGUUUCACAGAUGUUUCCUUGAAUGACACUUUAGGCAGAUCGACAACUUGAACACAUCAGUGUGGAGAGAAGCAGGUUCAUUUAACGUUUGUGUUUAGAUUUAAGGGAACACAAAACUGUCAAAUGUGUGUAAAAGAAAAUCCACAUCUAAAAUCAUUUUUACAAUUAAGAAUCAAGUGGAAUUUUGUGGUUCUAUUUUAAAAUGAAAUUAUGAAUUAAAAGACUAAAAGCUGUCAAAUAUAUAAGAUAAAAGACAUUAAGUUGUACAGCACAAAUUGAUCGGGUUAUCGAUUAGUCCAAAUUAAACCCGGUCAAACCCUGUAAGUGUUCAGUGGCACCGUCCAGGCUGCAGUUCUUCAUGUGCCACAAAAAUGCCUGUAGUUUUCGCCAUAAAACUAUUUUAAAUCCAGCUUCUCAAACACCGACACUGAAUUUUCCAAAAGUAAAAACCGUUUAACUUCAGCUAUUCUACUGGCCGUCAACAGGCUGGAGACACUUUUCGGUUUUAAAUGAAAGAUCAGCUGCUGUGAUGGUUCAUUGUCCAACCCAGACUCAUUAAGGUGACGGGGGAACGGCAGCAGGGAGUCGUGGGUAAUCAGGAGGAGAGAAUUUAGUACUGACCGAAGCUGCCAGGAUGAGAAAUGAGUCUUUGUAUAUUUUGGUUGUUCUCUGCUGGUAUUUAUUUUUUUUAACAAUUAUUUCAGCUGUCACAGGACUACAGGCCUUUCUUAAAUGAUUUUAUUGAUCGACUGGUGCAGGACAUUGAGAUGAUUAUUUUUCAUAUUUAUAUAUAAAAUUUGUAUUUAGGCAUAAGAUUAUCCAGCAGAUUGACAGGUGAGCUCGUCUCCAUUCUGUGCAGAGAGACAGACGCAGGCCCAGUUUUCUCUCUGCACUCGGUGACCUUUAAACCAGCUCAGUGUACAGUAUUUUUGUAUUUUAAGAAAAGCAUUAUCAUUCCCAGGUGGAGCUG